Botrytis deweyae is the source of this 1014-nucleotide messenger RNA. RefSeq lists its product as uncharacterized. The record is from RefSeq and is a predicted model, not a curated record. Gene Ontology annotation, molecular function: pyrroline-5-carboxylate reductase activity. Gene Ontology annotation, biological process: L-proline biosynthetic process. Lineage: Eukaryota; Fungi; Ascomycota; Leotiomycetes; Helotiales; Sclerotiniaceae. The transcript has 2 exons. Bases 1 to 1014 code for a protein of 337 amino acids.
AUGGCCUCCUCUCCUACCUUCCCAGAUAUGACGAUGUCGAACAAAGAUAAAGAGAAUGGAGGACUUACGCUUGCUAUUAUUGGUUGUGGAACAAUGGGCACUUCAAUUCUCACUGGUAUUCUCAACGCAAAGUCCAAAGGCGCUGCUACAGAUUCAAAUAUAAACACAUUUAUCGCCACAGUCAACACAAUGGCUUCCGUAAUACGAUUGCGCAAACAAUUCCAUUCGAGCGAAUCACGUGUUCAUAUCCUUGUUGGGAAUGACGGGGUACUUCAAGCUAUGCAAAAGGCGGAUAUUGUUCUACUAGCGUGUAAGCCAUAUACAAUCGAGGGAGUACUCUCAAUGCAAGGAGUUAAAGAGGCAUUGGGAGGAAAACUGGUGAUUAGUGUAGCAGUAGGAACACCGGUGGAAAAAAUGACGGCUGCGAUCGGAAUCUCAGAAUCUUCCAUUGGAAAAGGCAAAGGAAAAGAAAUUGCCAUCGUCCGCGCAAUGCCGAGUCUAGCAGCCAGUUUCGGGGAAUCAAAUACCGUAGUGGAAAUAUCUCCUUCGAUGGUUCUUUCGCAACAAAAUAAAUCUAUUGUUCGCUACAUUUUUAGAUGUAUAGGAUCGAUAGUGGAGGUGGGUCCUGGGCAAUAUGAUGCGGCCAGUGUCAUGGCGGCAACGAGCAUGGCGUUUUUAACAGUGGCGCUCGACGGGAUACUAGAUGGGGGCGUGAAGGAGGGGAUUAAGAGGAGUGAGGGAAGGGAUAUCUUGGUGAGGAGUUUGAAGGGCUUGGUAGGACUGUUGGAGGGUAAGGGAGAAGAGAGCAGUGGGGAUGAUGGAAAAAGAGAUGGGAAAGCGAAUGGCUGGCAAAAAGAGAAGUCGAAAGGAAUGACGGGCGAUGAGAUUAGAGAACAGUUCAGUAGUCCGAGAGGAACGACGAUUGAGGGGCUGGUGGGACUGGAGGAGGACAGAGUGAGGUAUGCAUAUUGUAGGAGUGUGAUGAGAGCGACGAAGCGAAGUUUGGAAAUGUAG